Drosophila ficusphila is the source of this 3678-nucleotide messenger RNA. Its product is annotated as monocarboxylate transporter 3. Gene Ontology annotation, molecular function: monocarboxylic acid transmembrane transporter activity. The record is from RefSeq and is a predicted model, not a curated record. The coding region runs from base 560 to 2599 and encodes 679 amino acids. Lineage: Eukaryota; Metazoa; Arthropoda; Insecta; Diptera; Drosophilidae. Gene Ontology annotation, biological process: transmembrane transport; monocarboxylic acid transport. The transcript is spliced from 3 exons.
UAACACAACUCGCACCGAAUCGAAUCGCGAAGAAAGCAACAGCAACGGCAACAGCAACAGCAAUAGGAAGAGCAACAGCAACAGCAACAGCAACCGCAACGGCAAUAGCAACAUCGGCGCAGGAACGAACUAGCCGCGCGCACUUUUUAUGUGCUCCCCGCAUAUAUACAUGCUGCUCUCCUCCGCUCCGUUCCGUUCUGCCCCGACUAUAUAAACAUAUGUAUAAUCAGAUACUGAUACAUAUAAAUGCUAGAAGUAUUUUUAAGCGUGUUGUUUCGCUUCACGCCGAUCCCGCUUCCUCGUUGCCGUUUCGCCGUUGCCGUUGACUUUUAACUUUCGCUUUUACUGUGUCGGCGUACGCGUUCGAUUGCUUUCGCUUUCUCACACCAGACCCACACAUCAAAUUCUUUGCAGCGCGCCAAAAAUAAGAGCAGAAGUUGCCACAAAAAUACCCAAUAAUACCCAACUGCAACACGCCGCAUCAUCAACGCCAGCAACAUCGACAACGCGACAGCAACAGCAACAGCAACAGCGACACCGAAACCCAAACAUAUAGGAGAUGGCCACGCAGCAGACGAAGUCGCAGGACGAGCUGGCCACCAAGGACCUGGUGUCCAAGCAGCCGGACAACAUCAAGGAGGAGGACGAGACCGAGGAGGACAUCGAUGAGGCGGCCGUGGUGGUGCCGCCGGACAGCGGCUGGGCCUGGGUGGUGAUGGUGGCCUCCUUCCUCUGCUGCACGGUGAUCGACGGCAUCGUCUUCUGCUCCCCGCUCAUCCAGCAGCAGCUGAUGGACGAGUUCAAGGUGGGAAAGGCACGCGUUGCCUUCGUGUCCUCGCUGCUCAGCGGCUGCUACCUGAUGGCCGGUCCCUUCGUGAGUGCGAUGGCCAACCGGUUCGGCUUCCGUCCGGUCACCAUAGUGGGCGCCAUCUUCGCGGCCGCCUGCUUCGGGCUGUCGUACUUCGCCACCAGCGUGGAGUACCUGUUCGUCAUCUACGGCAUCCUCGGCGGCAUCGGCUUCUGUAUGGUCUACAUCCCGGCGGUGGUGAUCAUCGGCUUCUACUUCGAGAAGUGGCGUGCCCUGGCCACCGGCGUGGCCAUGUGCGGCUCCGGCGUGGGCACCUUCGUCUUCGCCCCCCUCACCGAGAUCCUGCUGAAGAGCGGCUGGAGGCACACCCUGGCCGUCCAGGGACUCAUCGUGCUCUCGUGCGCUCUGUUUGGGCUGGCCUUCCGGCCCAUCCAGCCGAUCACGCUGUCAGUGACCAACGAGGAGGGCGACGAGCAGGAGAAGAGCAAGCUGAACGGGCACGGCAACACGGUGGCCCCCACCCCGCAGCUCCACCAGGCGGCCUUCACGAAGCCGCUGCCCGAGGGCAGGUUCGCCUACUCGAUGCCCAACUCGGCGCACAACACGUACAUGGGCGCCUCCCAGCGGCACCACUACCCCACCGCCCAGGAGAUCUUCAAGGGCAUGAACCUGGAGCGCCGGCCGUCGGGAACCGCCGGCCAGGGAUCCAAGGGAACCGAGCUGAAGCAGCUGAGGAAGUCGCAGCCGACGACGCCGAACGGGGAUCCCCAGCAGCUGACCUUCAACCUGCACAAGGAGCUGACCACCGUGGGCGAGAACGAGGAGGAGGCGGAGAACGACAACCUGCUGGAGACGGAGGCCAAGCCGGUGACCAUCCAGGCACGCCGGCACACCGUUUCCGGACGCCGGCCCCAGGACAUUGGCAAGCGAUCGGCGGCCGCCGCCCACGAGGCGCACCACGGACAGGCACACUCCUCCUCGAGGCCCAUGUACCGAGACGAUAUCUUCUUCACCGGCUCCCUGACCAGGAUUCCGCAGUACCAGUCGCAGACCUCGCUGGCCUACCACAUGUCCGUCACCCGGCUGCCCACCAAGCAGGACAUGCUGGAGGACCGCCAGAAGGGAUGCCGCAUCUGCCCGGAGGCAGUGCGCCGCACCCUUGCCACCAUGCUGGACACCUCGCUGCUCAAGUCGCCCGCCUUCAUGUGCCUGGCCUUCAGCGGCUUCCUGACCAUGAUGGGCUUCUUCGUGCCCUUCGCCUUCCUGGUGGAUCGGGCCAAGGACGCCGGCAUGGAUGAGCGGGCCGCCCUCGGCGUCCUCAGCGGCAUUGGCAUCGUGAACACCUUCGCUAGGAUCGUGUGCGGAUCGAUCAGCUCGUUCCCGGCCAUCAAGCCGCUCUGGCUGAACAACUUCGCCCUCACCGCCGGCGCCAUCGCCACCAUCUUCAGUGGCGAGGUGAUCACCGUGGGCACCCAGUGGACCUUCGCCCUCUUCUUCGGCAUCUGCAUCGCCUGCUUCUCGGCCCUGCGCUCCCUGAUCGCCGUCGAGCUGAUCGGCCUGGAGAAGCUGACCAACGCCUACGGAUUCCUUAUGCUCUUCCAGGGCAUCGCGGCCACCAUUGGCACUCCAAUUGCAGGAGUCCUGUACCAGAUGACGGAGAGCUUCAACAUGGCCUUCUACUUCGCCGGCGGCCUGAUCCUGCUGUCGGCCUUCCUGUGCUACCCGCUCACCUGUGUCAGCAGGUGGGAGGAGCGGCGGAACGCGAAGCUGACGCCCCUGCCGGCGGCCUAAGGAGCUGCGGGAGCUGGAGCUGGAGCGAUUGGAGGAGACCUGCCGGACAGCCUGAACACCUUGUCAUCGCAGCCACGAGCACGUAACUCCGAGGGCAUCUUCGGGGGUCUUUGGCCCCGCCAGGGGCCGAUCAUCAAUCAGCCCGAGAAGGGGUCGGCGGAGUUCCCGAUCCCGGAGAGGGGAGCGAGCGCGGAAGCGUGUUCCGAGUACUUGAUACGUUAAGAUUAGACUAAGCGUAAUGUUGUGCCUUCAGCGAUAUCGAGUGCCUAUCAUACACAAACACCACAUACACCAACACACACACACAAACACACCACCUUAGCCCAGAACACACGCAUAACAGCCGAGUUGGGCGGGUGCAAUUAUGUUUCUAUAAGCUUUAGUGGAGGAGCCCGGAGGCGGGGCUAGAAUUUAGCAGCUAGGCUAAGCGGAGGAUCGGAGCAGGAGGAGGAGGAGGACCGAACACAUUAUUAAUAUUAUUAUGUUAGCCGUAAGCAGCUCUAUGGCUGGGCCACAAGUCGACUGCCAAGUUAGGAAUCGUUUGUUGAGUUAUUUAACAUGAUAGGGAACGAGAGCAUUUGUUUACCUUAUAAGACGUACGUACGGUACUGCACCGCCACCACGGACUUGUUACAUAGCUAGCUAGAUAUACGUUUAUCAAUCAAUCAAUUAAACUAAAGACGCGGCCAGCCGAUCCGUCGAGCGAUCGCUUGGGCGGGGUUAAUGCACCCGCCGCCGGUCCCGAUGGGAUUAGCCGAUCGUGGACAAAACAAAACAAACAAACAAUCAGACCCACGAUGAGGCAUCUGGUACGAGUGCUGUGCUCUUAUGCAAACAGAUUUAUAUAUUACACGAUUCAGAUACAGAUACAGAUACAAAUACAGAAACAGAAACAAACCACGGACCGCUACAUACUCAGCACGUUGAGUGCGUUUCGCGUUUACGUUUAUCAACUACAAUUACAUUAACACUGAAUGAAUAAUUUGUAUUACAUUUAAAUUAAUGAGUUUACAUUGCAUUGCAUGCGACAUAAGGUUACACUUCAUAAACAAUAAAGACGAUUCAGUAAUACAAACUAA